UCUCAGCCACUCUGCAAGCCCAUUUCUCCUCUGCAGGUCAUUUACAGACGGGACGGCACAGCAGGUGACUUCAGAGGAGAGGCAGAUGAGCAUGUCUCCCAGUGCAGUGGAUGAUCGGUUCUCAGGGUGUCGGGCAGAGAUGUGGGAGAAGGUCAUGGGGAAGGGGGGGCUGCUGGAGCAGGAGCUGAAGAGCAACAGCUCGUUUCAGAUGGUGUGGAGCGCAGCAAGUUGCAGCGAAACCAUCCCAGGUGGCAGGCUGGAGCAUGCUCGGGCAAUAGAGGUGUACAGCCACGUGGAUAGCGGAUUCCGCAAAGAAUUCAAUUCAGCGGUCAAGUCCCAAGGUGGGAACAGCAGCGUCUACAGCAGCAGCUUCCCCUACAAGUCCCUCCACUUCCUGCUGACGGAGGCGCUGCAGCUGCUGAAGCCGAAUCAGAGUCGCACCACGUACCGUGGCUCACGGCACCAAUACAAAGCGGAAGUGGGAACCGAGGUGCGAUUUGGUGGUUUCACCUCCACCAGAGAAGAACGAAGCCAAACUGUGAAAGAUGCAACCUUAAGAACCCUGUUCGUCAUCACCAGCCGAGCUGCAGUUAGUGUGGAGAAACAACCCUGCACCACCAAGGACAUCGAGUUCCUGAUCCCCCCUUUCGAGGUGUUUAAAGUGGAGGGUGUGAAGAUCAAAGACGGUUACACAGAGAUCACUCUGAACCACACACGCUUUCACAGCUACCACGACUGUUACCUCUUCCCCAGGUCUCUUACUCUAAAUUCCAGUGAUUCUGUUCACUCCCAUAGCCUGGUGUUACUGGUGGCCUUUCUGUGUCUCUGUCUCCCUGUCCUGGGACAAAUACUGUGAAAUUAUACACACACAAAAACACA
This is a messenger RNA of Megalops cyprinoides (Indo-Pacific tarpon), 879 nucleotides long. Its product is annotated as ecto-ADP-ribosyltransferase 5-like. Gene Ontology annotation, molecular function: NAD+ poly-ADP-ribosyltransferase activity; NAD+-protein-arginine ADP-ribosyltransferase activity. The transcript is spliced from 3 exons. The coding region runs from base 86 to 856 and encodes 256 amino acids. The record is from RefSeq and is a predicted model, not a curated record. NCBI's taxonomy places the organism in Eukaryota, Metazoa, Chordata, Actinopteri, Elopiformes, Megalopidae.